AUGCCAAACACUAGGAGUCAUUUGGACGUAGUCCAUGAAUUCUGGAAAGUAUUGAGAGAGCGAACCAAAGAGGGAACUUAUGAGUUGGACGGAGAUCAUUUACACAUUGCAGAAGUUGUUGCGACAGCACAACGAGACAGUAUCCCUAAAUUGAGUCAAGAACCGAAACUCAGCAAGGCAUUGCAAGACAGCGUAAAUGUGCUCUUUAGUCACUUGGAGCAGGGCUGGUACGUCUAUGGCGUCAAUACUGGUUUUGGAGGUAGCGCGGAUUCUCGCACAACUGAAGUGAUUGACCUUCAAAAGUCAUUGAUGCAGCACACCCAAAGUGGGAUACUCUCGUUCUCAGAUCCCGAAAAGCUCCCAGGACAUUCUAUGCCCCCCGCAUGGGUACGCGCAGCAAUGGUGGUUAGGUGCAAUGCCACUCUACGAGGACAUUCCGCUGUUUCGUUCCCAACUAUCAAGGCAAUGGCCAACUUACUCGAAUAUAAUCUCACUCCCGUCGUACCGUUGCGUGGAUCAGUGUCGGCCUCCGGUGACCUCAUGCCUCUAUCAUAUGUCGCAGGUAGCCUUGAGGGUAAUCCGGACGUCCUCCUCGAGAAUAACGACAGAGUACUACCGUCACACCUUGCGCUACAGGAGGCAGGUUUGCACCCAAUAGCUUUAGGCCCAAAGGAAGGACUGAGUUUGAUCAAUGGGACAUCCUCGUCUGCCGGUCUGGGAGCUUUAGUAAUUGGUGAUGCCCACCUACUUGCUCUGCUGACACAGGUCUUAACUGCAGGAGCCGUGGAGGCCCUCCGUGGUUCAUCCGAAAGCUUCCACCCAUUUAUAGCAAGAUGCCGCCCGCAUCCGGGCCAAAUUGAGUGCUCGCGAAACAUAUUUUACUUUCUGCGCGGAUCAUAUUUAUCUCGAGAUGUGUUAGAGCCAAAGAACCGUCGACGGGAAGACCUGGUUCAAGAUCGUUAUUCUCUAAGGAGUGCGCCGCAAUGGAUUGGUCCUCAGCUAGAAGACUUAUUGCUUGCAGAUCAGCAAAUUCACAUUGAACUCAAUUCUUCCUGUGAUAACCCGUUAGUGGAUACGGAAGCCAACGAUAUCUACUAUGGUUGUAAUUUCCAAGCUGCAAGCGUUACGUCGGCUAUGGAAAAGGUGCGCCUUGCAUUACAAAUGUUUGGUCGCAUCUUGUUCUCACAAAGUACCGAGAUGAUAGAUCCUCAUCUUAGCGGUGGUCUACCAGCUAACCUUGCUGCUGAUAACCCAAGUCUCUCGUUUACUAUGAAGGGAGUAGAUGUCAACAUGGCAGCCUAUAUGGCAGAACUCUCAUACCUCGCCAAUCCAAUGAGCUCUCAUGUUCAGGCGGCGGAGAUGCACAACCAGUCAGUCAACUCCAUGGCGCUAGCCUCAGCGCGCAUGAGUUUCGAGGCCGUGGAAAUUCUUAAGAAAAUGUGCGCAUGUAGUGUGUUUGUUGUUUGCCAGGCCCUGGAUCUCCGGUCACUACACAUAAAAUUUGUCGAUGAAGCCGUGAAGGUGAUUGCGUCAGUCACGGCCAGUUUAUUUCCAUCUGGGGAAGAGAUUCAAGAUCUCGAUUCCCUUCAAAGAGCGUUGAAAGAGCACGUUGGACCCGCUUGGCUGUCAACCGGGAAACUCGAUCUACAUGUGCGCUGCAGUUUGCUCGUGAGCUCAGCAAUAUCACUUGUCGUCUCUCAUGCAAAAGGUCCAGUGGCAAAUCUUGUUCAUUGGCAGACACAGGCCACAAAGGCAAUAUCUGAUCUAUGGGACGAGACAUUCGAAGCAUUCCGUGCGGCACCUCAUACACCGAGUCUACUGGGCAAAGGUUCACGAAUCCUGUACGAUUUUGUUCGAAAUACAUUAAAAGUACCAUUUCACGAGGGCUUUGUCGAGCAUCCUACCAUUCACAAUAACAUUCACGGUAAUCGACCCAAGAAAACCAUUGGUGGAUGGAUUUCCAUUAUCCAUGCACGCAUUGAAGACCGCUCUAUCUAUGAUGGAAUAAUCCCUCUCGUCGAAGAAGGACUACUUUGUACAGGUACCAAUGGAGCAUAG
Molecule: messenger RNA, 2058 nt
Organism: Talaromyces stipitatus ATCC 10500
Lineage: Eukaryota; Fungi; Ascomycota; Eurotiomycetes; Eurotiales; Trichocomaceae
Product: phenylalanine ammonia-lyase, putative
Exons: 4
Coding region: 1-2058 (685 amino acids)
Biological process (GO): L-phenylalanine catabolic process
Cellular component (GO): cytoplasm
Molecular function (GO): ammonia-lyase activity
Source: RefSeq, a predicted model, not a curated record